AUGGCUUUCCUCAGUCUCUUAACUUCUAGAACCUUACUUAGUCACCUUUUCCUCUCAGGUGAGCUUCUUUCUCUUUGUCUACUUUUAAAUGCGUCCAUUAUCACCAAUCCCACUCAAACUCCCCUGACUAUCCGGAUCCCGUCCACAUCAGAGGUUUUACCUGCUCUGCCGGCUGCCAAUCCUCCAGGCCCACAGGGAGUGUCGUAUUUACAACAGCCUCCAAAGGCAAAAGCUGUGGAAGGGGAGAAUGUGAUGUUACCCUGUUUUUUAAAAAGUGAUAUGGAUGAAGUACUGGCUGUGGAGAAGGUGCGCUGGUAUGUACAGAGUUUGGAGGAAAGGAGGAAUGUUCUACAUGGAAAUGAGACGGUGGAGGAUGUGUUUGCUGGUCGUGUGUUUUUGUCUGGUGAUCUGCCUAUGGGAAAUCUAUCUAUGACACUGAGGAACAUUUCAGUGGAAGAUCAAGGAUUAUAUUUGUGUGCCUUCAUAUCAACAAACUCAACUGUUCUUCAUGGAGGUGGGACCAAACUCAGCAUCCGUAAAGAGCUGGGUGUGAUCGAAGAGUCGGUGGGCACUAUGAUUGGCAUCGUUGUGGCAGUUGUUGGCGUGGCAGCGGGGCUGGUUGCUGUGAUUCUGACUCAGUUCAGGGACAAACUAAACUGCCUGCCGAAAUGA
Molecule: messenger RNA, 672 nt
Organism: Pimephales promelas (fathead minnow)
Lineage: Eukaryota; Metazoa; Chordata; Actinopteri; Cypriniformes; Leuciscidae
Source: RefSeq, a predicted model, not a curated record